CUAGUCCGCUAUCCGACUUGCCGCGUUUAAAACGAGACAUAAGUAUAUUUGGACGGCCAUUUCCGUUACUUCAUUCUGCAAAGACGCUUUACAGUGACCUAACAAUCAAAGUGAUUGAACUCCCUUCCGGAAUACAUGCCGUUCCUGUGUUCUGUGCAUUUUGUCUUUCGAGUUAAGAUUUAACUCGUAACGUAUUAAGUGUGUGGGCAACAGUACAAUGGGUAACUCCUUGCGGACGUAUCUUACGAGGAUUUCGGCGAAGAACGCGGUUGUGUAAAUAGUACGUAGUGAUGUCUGCGCACGCGCAGUGCGUAUUCGCAGCCAGAUGAGCGCGGGAUCGCCGCGGAAAGGCACUGUAGGGGAUUGUAGAGAGAGCCAGAGUAUUGUAUAGUGUGGGUGAGAGAAAGAUAGAGAGUGUGAACGAGCAAGCGAGAGAGAGAGGGAAAACUGACUGCGGGUGCUAGGCUAGUCGUCGGUGCCCGUUUGAUGGUACUCGGGUUAGUUUCAUCUGACGAGGAUCAACGACGGCGACCACACAAGCUGUGCGAUGGACAGCGCGAACGUGAAUGGCGGGAACGCCGAAGUAUCGCGCGAGGAUUCUAACCUCAACGAAAGCAUCGUUGGUGGCAGCGGCGACAGCGUCAUCCUACCUGGCGACACACCGAUGAUGCCGGUCGAGACGCAGCACUCACCCGGCAAGGUAUCACCGACCGAAAGCGCCAACACCGAACCGCAGGAGGUCAACGGCGAUUUUAAGAGCUCCUGCAAGAAACGUCCCACCACACCGUCCUCGCGCAAGAAGCAGCUAAAGUUCAAGGCCAAUUCCGCCAGCACCGUCGAGAGCGACGCAGAAAUGGUCGAAACGAGACUGCACAAACGUAAACUCUUCGAAUUGGACGAUGCCAGCUCCGACGAUUCAUUGGGAUUUAGCGGUUUUGACCUUCAAGUUCUCAGCGAAGUACGAGGCAGUAGCAUCCUGAAGAAACUCAUUGCAGAAGCGGAAAUAGCCGAAACCCAGCCUAUAAAACGCACGAGAUAUUCUAAGAGGAAGCUGGAAAACGUGGAACAGAAAGAGGAAGAUCUCGAUCUCGACGAUAUGAAAGCUUUUAUUUACGCAACGGACAAUUUGGGCAAAACGUUAAACAGAACUAAAGAGAGGGAUAAUAUUUAUAGUGCAGAGCAUCAACUUAACUUAAGCAAAGUUAAGAAGGAAAAGGAGUCUGAUAAAUCCGAAACAGAUUCUAUUGAUGUACCAAAUAGCAUAGAUUCCGAAGUGGAACCAAGCAAGACGGAGGUAUCCUCCAUUAAAUCGACGAACUCAUCAGUUACGAGUAGUCCAACUGGAGUGUUAACAAAAGUGAAAGUUAGCCGCGGUCGCACUUCACGCGGUGAUAGUCCGACGAAUAUCGGCAAGAAGAAACCUACCGAUAUGUCGAAUCCGCUAUAUAAAGAACCAUUUAAGUAUGGUUGGAAACGAGAGUUAGUAUUUAGGGCUAGCCACGAUUCUUCUAUUAACAGGAUGGCGGAUAUAUAUUAUUACACACCAAAGGGAAAGAAAAUCCGAAGUUACAGGGAACUUGCAGAGACUCUUCAUUCUAAGGAAUUGACAAUUAGUAACUUCACAUUUUGCAAAGAACCAAUUGGCAUAGACGACCCAGAAAAGGAAGUCAUUCGAGAUGCGAAGAAAUGGCGGGGAUCCAUGAGUGCAGCAGGGAGGAAAUCCUUUGGCAAGAAAAAAACACUAGUGAAAAAACCACCAGUGCAGGAAUCUUCUGCCCCUGCUCCUGUGGCUACACCUGCACCGACUCCAGCACCUGCUCCUACGCCUGCGCCUGCGCCAAUAUUUACAAAAGCUGCCGCUAAAUCGCCCGUAAAAGCCGCAGCAUCCCCUGGAUAUAAAACGAAAGGAGCAGCAAAGAAGACGCCUCAGAUAAAAAUGAAACCACCGGAAACAAAACCGUCAGUGGAGGAAACCGAUAUGUUACCACCCCAACGUGCUGCAACAAGUGCAAGACGCAAUCAGCAAGUAGCCGUGGAGAAAGCUACCGCUGUUAAAACCAAAAGAGUACUAACGCCCAAAGUACAAGAGCCAUGCAGUAUAAGAUGUUCGACAAGUAUGGGAUUGAUACCGAGCUUACAGUGUCGCGUCUGUCUCUGUUUGUAUCAUCCUGAAUGUGUUGAAGGCGUGGAUUUUGCAGGCAGUGAUGAAUAUGUCUGCAAGAAUUGUCAGCAGGACACUAAAGAAUCUCACACGUCAAGCAAUCCGUCUUUGACACCGCCUCCGUUAAUCCCGAUUAGUAUGUUAGGUGCGCAGAAUGCGAAAACGAAGCACCCGGCUAACUUAAUCCCUCCGAAAUUGCAAAGAAUACCCAAGUCCGAAGGCGCGGACGCGCAAACGAGGAGCCCGUCGAGAACUGCCAAAGCACCGGCCGCGUCGCCGAGCUUGCCCACGGGUGUGGACAAGAAGGACAGCAGUUGGUUCCCGCAGACAGAGAACGAAUUCUUGCAGAGCCACGACGGCACCGUGCCGAAGCCGGCCCAGAACAUCGCCGUGAUGGGCGGCAAGAGAUACAUAGUGGUGCCGAAAAAUAACGCGAUGGCGGUCCAACCGGCUAUCACGGUGAAGCCGGAUAUGAUCGGCGAUAAGCCGCCGACUCUCCAAGACGGUUCGCUUGUCGACAUCUCGAACACGGUGGACAAUUCCGUCACGAAGCUGCGUGCACCUCCGGUCAAGCACUCGGAUGCCGAGCUCGUGCCUGCGUGCGAGCUCGAGAAAGCGAGCGUGACACCCGACAAAGAGUCCACGAGAGACGACGCGGAGGCGCGUCUGGCGGAUCUCGCGUCCGCCAUCGGCGCCUCCGUCGAUGCGACCGAACCGCUCGAAAAUAAGGACACUGCCAAGGAAACAGACAAGUCGCUUGAGAACGCUUCGUGUAAUGAAUCUUCCACUGCCAAUGUAGACUGCCCCGCGUCGGAAGGCGAGACUGCAUGCGAGCACGUAUCAGGUCGUAGAUCGCCCGAGAGCAGCGAACCCGUAACGCCGGUGCACACAACAAGCACUCCGAAUGCUCUUGAAACAGCGAACGCGGAAACGAUUGAUACAGAUUGCCAACAGACGUUGUCAAGCAAUGUGAACACAGUAACGGUCAAGGGCCUCAUGAGGAAACAGAACCAACAAGAGACAGCCGAACAACAACAAAACUUCAUGGGUUCUGUUUGCGCCGGCUAUCACGCGUUACUACGAAUUUUUCAAUAUCUAAAGGUCCAAGAACUCCUGCGCGCAGCGCGUGUUUGUAAGAUGUGGCGCGAUCUUGCAGCCCACCCGUCCCUUUGGAAAACAGUGCGUAUGAAAAACAGCCAGGUGACGGACUGGGACGGAUUAGCCGAUACUUUGCAAAGACGAGGAACGCAACAUCUAGAUCUUCGCAAAAUGCUGGUAUCGGGAGAGUCAGACGGAAUAUGGAAAAAAUUCUUAUCCGUUAUACCGCGGGUAACGAGCCUGGUGAAAUUAGAGUUGUGCAGAUGUCCAGUCAUGGUGGUUGAAGAAGUAAUUAAAAGUUGUCCACAACUCGAAGUACUGAGUGCUAUGUCAAUAAAGUGCGAUUCACUAACUUUAGAAUCAGUCGGAAAUCUAAAACGUUGUCAAGAACUCAGACUUAAAGCGAUCAGUGGCAUGUCAUUGCAACAAGAUCUUACACCUCUGCAAGAAUUAACGCAAUUGACGCAGUUGAGUUUAACAUCAGUCAAGGAACUCGGGAAGAAAAAAAUCGAAGUUAUACAGGCGUUGGUAAACUUGGAAACGUUAGAACUAGGCGAGUGCUCCGACUUCCCCGACAAAUUUGGAACGACCGUUCUAAUAAAAUUGAACAAAUUGGAACGCCUCAGACUUGAGAAAGGUCAAGGAUCUUGUUGUACGUUUGAUAUACUUGAGGGCGUAUCGAAAUUGGAGAAUCUAAAUCAGAUGGAGCUCGUCAAUUUUGACGUGAAGAACGGCUUCGACAAAUGCCUCGCCAAUUGCAAAAACAUCAAAAGGUUAUUGAUUAUACCUACUUACAUAUCGCAAUCAGCAACUUCCAACAACAUGGUCCUUGGUGGAGUAACCGAACUUUCAAAUAAUCUAACUCAUUUUGUAUGGGGCGUUACUCUUGAAUUGCUUCGAGUCACCGAAUUAUUUGUGGAUCAAUGCAAUUUAAUGACUAAGCAAGUCACCGGCGACUCCAUACCUGUUCUUAAGCCGGUUCCCUGUUUGAAACUGAUUGACGAAACAGAGGAUGAGAACGAGAACCAAAGAGGUGAUGAUAAGCAGCAACCGCAUAUGACGAGUCCACAAGUCGACAUCUUACCGUUGCCGCAAUUGCAAAAACUUCUCCUAACUGCAUUGCCGAAGACGAGAGUUAAGAUCUUGAAAAUUCCUUUUCACGCUACAUGGCGACAAAGCAUUUCAGAUACGACGACACAGUAAUUGCGAGCUAAGUGAUAUCAGGUGAAGUAAAGAAAGAAAAUCUUAUUGAAAAUAAAAGAUUUUGCAAAAUUGACUAUA
This is a messenger RNA of Dinoponera quadriceps, 4540 nucleotides long. RefSeq lists its product as uncharacterized. Lineage: Eukaryota; Metazoa; Arthropoda; Insecta; Hymenoptera; Formicidae. The transcript is spliced from 11 exons. Gene Ontology annotation, molecular function: protein binding; DNA binding. Bases 548 to 4462 code for a protein of 1304 amino acids. The record is from RefSeq and is a predicted model, not a curated record.